UUCUCUGUUCAUUUUGUUACAGGUUUUAGUCUAGAACGCUCGUUUCGAAGCACGCCCGUGAGAGCGAGGAAAAAGUACCACAUGAACUCCUCAAGUGUUAAAAAUCUCCCGUAACCACGAUUCAUUUUGUUCUUUUUUCCGUGAGUGCCACGUGUUUUCCCUGCGAACGAAUGAAUUCACUCGCUCCAUUCGUUGGCCGCGUUUCGUUCAUCAUGCAACGAGUUUCCUGAAGUGUCAUUUUUGGUCGCUAUGACCACAUGGACUGAAAGAAUGCAUCGGCGAGCCGCCACGAUCGGCACGGUCGUCACAUCUUGUGCUCACCAGUCCUCUUCGCCGUACCCGAGACGUAUCGAGAAGGUGAAAUUUGGACUGCCUCUUGAACAAGUAUGCCGCAAAGAUAUUCCUGGACCGCUUUUGGUGAUGGUUUUGCGACUGAACAAGGAGGGGCCGUUCAAACGUGACGUGUUCCGCGCUCCGGGGCAUCAGGCAAACAUGAAAAAACUCGUGCACAUUCUUCAACACGGCAGACUCGUCAACAUGGAGAACUUCUCGGUGCAUACGAUCGCAAGCGUCCUCAAGAAAUUUCUUCGCAAGAUCCCUGGUGGAAUUUUCGGACCUGAACGGGAAAAGCGUCUUUUUGAGCUGAUUGAGUGGGAGAACUUGGAAGAGAAGCGGGAAGAAGCCCAAAAGUUGAUCCGUGGUCUGGACUUGAACGCCCAGAGGCUUCUCACGCUGCUUAUCGGCACAUUCCGCAUGAUUUCGUCUCGCUUUGACGCCGUGGCGUGUCCGACGCGGAUGUCGUCGGAAGCCCUGGGCGUGUCAGUGGCCCCUUCAUUCUUCCACAGCUGCGUUUCCGAAGGCAAGAACGCGUGUCUGGAGGACGUGACUCGUUUCAAGAGUGCGACGCGAAUCAUAACGUUCCUUAUUGACAACUUCGGCGUGAGCAACUUGUUCGGGCGCGACAACUACGAGUACUACGCCAAGAUCACGGGCCGCAUCCUACGAGUGGAAAAUGACUGGAUCUUCUGCGUCCGCUACCCCGUCGAAACUGCGAUCUGUAGCAGCGAAGAGAGUCAGUCUACCCCAGUUUUAGUCGACUCUGAGGUUAGUAACGACGGUGUCGAGAGUUUAGAUGCCGCCAUCAUCGAACGCGAGCCUAGCUUGAGUCAAACUGCGUCGGGACGAUUGUCUGUCAGCCUUGGUGGUAACGGAAUUUUCCAGAAGACGUGUCGAAUAGUGGACUCCCCGGGUGCGGAUAAGCUGCCAAAGGGAAGCCAAGUGGCUUCGAGUUGUCAAGUUCUUUCGUCGAGAGUGAUGAGUCCCUGCGAAGAGCGGGCGGUGAUGAGCGAAGAGGCGACAGCGGCGGAGGACUUGCGGGCCCGCAACAAGUACGCGGAGAGCACGCGUUCCCUUUCCUACCUGCCGAUGGUGCACGAGAGACAGACUGCGAGGAUGCGAACCAGGUCGGAGUGGUUUUUGUCGCCGAACAUCGCGACGGACUGUGCGACGUCGUCGGUGCACAUGGCUGCCGGGAUUGGGGACUCGAUAGCUGAAGAAGAUUCGUGCUAUUACUCGUUGACAAUCCUGCCCUCUGCAGCUGGGCUGUGUGAUACCAACUCCUCCAGCUCGACUGAUGGUGGUGCCGUGGCAAAGGGUCCGCAGGCCCGACCCUUGGCGAGUGUGGAGAACCGGCGCCCGCGUUCCGGGGUCUGCGUCGGAGCAGUGGCAGUGAAGGGGGACUGGUCGUGUUGGGGACCUGGAGUCAACAGCAAGGUCAAAUGUGUUCGACGGGACCAGAGCGUCAACAACGUACUCCAAGGAGAAGCAUGUUCUGGAAAGACCGAAGCGACGAACGCGGGAUCCGGUCUGAAGAGAGAAGAUGAGGAAGGAAUGUUGACCUCGGGCUCAGAGGAAGAGUCGAAGAUUGUGCGACGCACGUCGAGUCGGAAAGAGAAGCGGGGACCGAAGGAGUCGGCUGCAGAUUCUUCGGCGGCUUCGGUCGCCUCCCCGAAGAAGAAGCAGCGGGAAUCUGGGGAUCUGGAGCAAGAAAACUCCGUCGUGGGCAUCAACUGAUGCUCGUGACGUCGACGUGAACAACGGUUCUUUUUAUUUAAUUUAUUUAUCUGAAGUAUUGUUCGCGCAGUUAUUCAAAAUACUAGAACGAAUGUGCUCUUUUUUAUAUACUGUACUGUAUUGCACCGCGCAAGGGAAAGAUAUAUUUUUUGCAUGUAUUCCGUAGUUGUGCGGUAUAUUCGCCUACCCGACAAAAGUAACGGUUGCCCGAGUUGUGCUCUCGUUUAUUUUUCUGUCUCUGUCUCAUCCGUGUUUCUUUCAAUUUUCUUCUUUUGGCUGCUUUAACGCAUAUAUUUUCUAUUGAGAGUGGAAAUGAUGAUGUUCUCUUCCCCUACUGUUGAAACUAUGUCGUGGGAACUUCGCAUUCUUCACCGUUUGCCGCCUGCUUGCGUCAAGCUUAUCACCCUUAGCUACUUCUGACCUCGAUCAAAUUUAAAUUAUAUGUGCGUGCGUUCUGAAAGGCGUCGAUUCUCUCAUUUUUUUUUUUUUUUUUCGCUGAGGAAGAGAAAAUCUUGUUACCUGACUCUCUCUCUGAAAAAUGAAAAGGCUCAGGAAAAGCUGAUGAAUUUCAAUGUUUGACCGAGAAACGCAUAUGGAAUAUUCUGAAGCUCAACGACGAAUAAAAACGGAGAGGGGGCUGGGUUAUCUGGUUUCACGGGGAAGAAUUUGGUUGGGGAUUUUCUUUAUCUGCCAAAAGUUCUCCACUUUGGGUCAGUGAUUUGGGAACAAAAUUGAAACAAGGAAAGCGCGUGAAUUUGAAAUGCGUCUGUUUGAUCUCUUCAUGGACCAGUCAUGUUCUUUUUUCCUUGUUGGUGGUGAAUUUUUCAACGAAAAGUGUGCUCCCGAUUUCUCUUGCAUGGCAUCUUUGGGUCCCUAUAUUUUGCGAAAUGUUGACGGGAGUGGUCGGAAGCUGAGGAAUCGUCGAUUUUUGCAGUGGAAUUAGUCUGUAUUUCGUAGUCGUGAAUUUUUAAUGACAUGAGGGGCUUGACCACGUAAUACUCCGGAAAUUUCUCUCUCGACACUGUUGGAUUAAUUUGAUGGAGCAUGACACUUUGACGUUGGUUGAAUUUCGUUCGGGAAAGGAGUGGAGGACGUUCGAUACUCCUAGAAACAGAUCCCAAAGACAUCUGAAUGUGAUUCUCUCGCUGAAUCGAGCUCAAACUUGCUGGGAGGGUCUGCUUUGUUUUAUCGAGUUCUGCGAUUUGCUUUCGCAUUCGGAUUGUGUGUGUAUUAUUGUCAACUUGCUCAAGGUUUUGCCAAUCAUUCCUCUCGAAAUCUACGGAGUUUUGUGAAGUAACCCAAGAGGACAUAUCGCGAUGGUCUUUGUCUAUUUUUCCACUCUUACGAAGAAGGCAAUGAUAAACCGUGCCCAUUUUUUUGUGUCGUCUUGUUGCUGGUUGUUGAACCCACGACUUGUUGGAAAUUUUUUCAAACGGAGGGUUUCCGCUAAUUCUAUCUCUCUGUCUCUCACUGCUGUGCUUCGGGGAUCCAUUUACUUUCCAAGGGCAGGUUUGUUGAAAAAGAAGUACUGUAUUGAAACUCAAUUUCAUUUUGUGUCGCUGUUCCAAAAUUGUUCAAGACGACCGUCACGAGGCGAGCAAUCAUGCCAGAAUGCCAAAGAUGCAGAGAACCUCUUAAUUUAAGGAUUCCACCUUUUUUUUUUUCUUUCUUUCCUCCCCAUUCUGAAGCAGUCAUGAGCACGUGUGGAAGUCGUGUGCCUCUUUCCGCGCUGCAGCAGUUCAAUCUCGUUCAUUCUCACUUCCAAACGAUCUUCGGGUCGGCUUGUUGGAAUUAUUUAUUUUUUGUGGGAAGUGCCUUACGUUGGCAUGCGUGUGUUCCCGAAAUUGAGUUACGAGUGCCCAUAGUAUUUGUUUUAUGACUGCCGAAGUAUUCAUGACCUCGUGGUGAGUUUUUUUUUCGGAUCGUCAGGAGGUACCGUGACGUGCAAAUAUUUAUGAGCGAGGAAGUGUCUCAUUUUUCGUUGCUUUGUUUGCCCUGCAUCAUGAGUAAAAAGAAACGCACGCGUGAAUAUAUAUUUUGGUUGCGCAUCUUCUUAGAGGUGAGGUUCGUGUUGUUCCAGGACUGCACAAGGUUCCAUGAAUCUGGAGGACAUUUUUUUCCUCUCAACGGUUCUAUUCAAGUUGGAAAUUUGAAGAGUGCGUGAAUGGUUUCCCCCUCGUUCGAAUCUUAACGUGCGACAUAAUUCGUUCGCACGUGACACCGAACCAAAGCCUUGUCUUCCUUAUGUUUUGGAACAAAAGUUUGAAGAUCUUUUUUUAUUACAUUUCGCGGCCAGUUGAAGCAUUCAUUUCUUGCUUUUUGUGUUCCUCACUUGACGGGGGUCAAAUGGAAGCGGAAGACAAACGUCCGAGAUUUUCGUGUCGGGGGC
Molecule: messenger RNA, 4462 nt
Organism: Notodromas monacha
Lineage: Eukaryota; Metazoa; Arthropoda; Ostracoda; Podocopida; Cyprididae
Source: the annotation of a GenBank genome assembly